UCUUGCCAGCGUCUGUCCCCAGAUCUUAUCCCUUCCAGCAUCCCCAGCCUGACGAAGGAAUUCAAGCUCCAGCAACGUCAGGAUCCAACACCACCAUGGUCACGGGAAAGAAGAGGACGUUCGUGCUCUACCCGUCGCUGGGCGUGGGCCACCUGAUCCCGAUGGUGGAGCUGGCCAAGCACCUCUUGCGCCACGUCCACAUCGCGCUCAUCGCCGUGGCCAACCCGCCGGACACCGACGCCGUGUCGGCCGCCGCGGUGGAGCGCCUCGCGGCGGCCAACCCGGCCAUCGCGUUCCGCCUCCUGCCGGUCCCGGCCAGCCCGGACGCCGGCGCGGACUGGGUGAAGCGCGACCUGGACACGCUCCGGCUCGCCAACCCCGUGCUCCGGGACUUCCUGCUCCGGUCCCAGCCCGCCGCCGCGCUCAUCCUCGACAUGUUCUGCGUCGACGCGCUCGACGUCGCGACGGAGCUCGGCGUCCCGGCCUACUUCUUCUUCGCCUCCGCGGCGGGGGACCUCGCCAUGUUCCUCAACCUGCCGUACCUCUACCCCACCCUGCCGCCGUUCAGGGACAUGGGCGAGGCGCUGGUGCGCUGCCCCGGCAUGCCGCCGGUCCGGGCGAUGGACAUGCCGCUGACGGUGCAAGACAGGGACAGCGACUGGACCAAGGUCCGGAUGUACCAGUUCCGCCGCAUCCCGGAGGGGAGGGGCGUGCUGGUCAACAGCUUCGCGUGGCUGGAGCCCAGGGCACUGAGAGCGCUCGGCGACGGCGUCUGCGUGCCCGGCCGCUCGACGCCGAGGGUCUUCUGCGUCGGGCCACUGGUCAACGACGGCAGCAGCACGACGGGGAGCGGCGGGAGGCACGAGUGCCUGGCGUGGUUGGACGCGCAGCCCAAGCGGAGCGUCGUGUUCCUCUGCUUCGGCAGCAAGGACGCUUGUUCGGUACUGAUUGCAUUGUUCUUAUAUCACCAGUUCUAUUGAACGGAUGGAAGCUUUUUUGUUCGGGUAUUGUCACGAUCUAUAGACGGAUGAAGUAAAAUAUUUCUAGAGUAUGUGUGUUCGUGUAAUUGUGUAUUUAAGUCAUGCCAUUGUUCUUGGGAAGGCACAUGUGAAAAAAUUGACUU
Molecule: messenger RNA, 1123 nt
Organism: Zea mays
Lineage: Eukaryota; Viridiplantae; Streptophyta; Magnoliopsida; Poales; Poaceae
Product: anthocyanidin 5,3-O-glucosyltransferase
Exons: 1
Coding region: 96-980 (294 amino acids)
Molecular function (GO): UDP-glucosyltransferase activity
Source: RefSeq, a predicted model, not a curated record